AUGGGGCCGCUGGACAAGGCUGCUCGUGAAGGCCCAGCCAAGCCUGCUUCCCUCUCCAGCUUCUCAAGCUCCAGCCAGAUCACCAGCAAGCACCAUUCCCAGAACCAACUGGCUGAGUUCCUUGCAGAAAUGCCUCCGGCAAAGGACAGUCAGCUCCAGGCCCUGGGCUUUGCUCCGGCUGGGCUCCGUCAGCAGCUGGUCACUCAGCAGGUCCACCCGGUGCAGGCCGAAGGUCUCGUCACCGAGCGGGUGAUCACGAUGGGCAUGUGCCGUCCGCGGCCGUCACGACAGUCCGGUGGGGAGGGCACUGCUGCCCCUGUGCGGUGGGCAGGCGGGGAGCUGGGAGCCUGUGGCCCCUGA
Rangifer tarandus platyrhynchus (Svalbard reindeer) is the source of this 360-nucleotide messenger RNA. The record is from the annotation of a GenBank genome assembly. NCBI's taxonomy places the organism in Eukaryota, Metazoa, Chordata, Mammalia, Artiodactyla, Cervidae.